Pocillopora meandrina is the source of this 20914-nucleotide messenger RNA. The record is from the annotation of a GenBank genome assembly. Lineage: Eukaryota; Metazoa; Cnidaria; Anthozoa; Scleractinia; Pocilloporidae.
AUGGCGCCUAUGGAAGUCUCUCCCGACAGUGGCACAAAAAUCAAUCUUUCUAUGUUGGUUGAUUUCCUUCUACAGAAGACUUAUCAUGAUCUAACAGUGCUGUCAGAACUGUGAGUAUUCAGGAUGAUGCAAUUACCCCUUUUUUAUUUUUAGCGUGAUUAAAAAACUGUGCAUCCAGGAAGGAAUUCUAUUUUCCGACCGGGUAUUCGUGGUACAAAUUUUUUAAGUCUUUUAGCUCUCGUUAAUUUGUUGAGAAUUUUACACUUUAAAUUUAACUUUCAAGUAUAUAUAGAAGGUUUGAGAAUUUUUUUACCGGUGACUCUCUGAUCUGCAGGUUAAAUAUUGUCAUCUGACCAUAUAAAGGAAGUACAGGAUAAUUAUAUUUGUCGAAUAUGUCUUCGAAAUGCGUUUGCAAGAAUUUUGAAGUCUGUUUAUUAAUAUUUUUCUCGUAUCUUUCCUUAGAGUCUACGUUUAUAAGUUCUCUUCAAUCUAAAAUCCUAUGCAGAAUCUUAAGAUUCCAGACUCGUGCGGAAGUGUUGUCAAAUGAAUUCGAAGUUCUAAACUUAUUAGAACCAUGCACGAUUAUUAUGUGUGCGGUACAUUUACAUGUACUGUAAGUUUACAUUUAAAUUGUCUCGCAUCUACUUCUUUAGAGCUUUGUUGCAUGUUUCCAUUUUAGUUUAUAAAUGCAUGCACAGGAGAUACAAGUCCUUAUGAGAAGGCCUUGCAACAGAGAUCUUGCAAUGGAGACACCUGAUAUCUGUGACUUUGACAGACUAGGGUUAGGAAUAGUUUACAUUGAAAGAGCUAGUCCUGGAGAUACUAGCUUUUAUGAUAUUUUAUCAGUUCUAUACCUCUCAUUCCUUUUGACCUGAGAAGUGUCACAUCUUGAUCUAAAUUCUCUCAACCCUUCAACUCCCAUGAAAAACUACUGUAUCGAUACAAUAUCAAGCACACAAAAGAUGAGAAUAAAGAACAAUAUCAAUUGGGGAAGAAUCAGUAGAUCUAAUGUCAAGUUCUCCAAACAAACACCAUAAAAAUUAAAUAGCAGACAGUAAGGAGAGACACCAGUCAAAUCUUGGCAGUGAAGGGGUUAAAAGUAACAUUUAUGCAUUUAAUUCACAAUCAAACAGCAAGUGACAAUAAUGAUGGUAAAAUUAGCAAUACUAAUAAUAGUGGCCAUGAUAGGAAUAUACCACACAAGUGAAUAAUGCUCUUUGCACACACUGAGUGGUUAUUUCAGAAGUGAAUAGGAAGUACUGUUCACUUUUGUGCAGCUGAUGAGACAAAAUAAUGUGUCAAAAGUUUACUUUCUGACCAUUUUUGUUUUGGUAUGUUCAAAGAAGUAAACUAUUUUUUUGGUACCUGUGUGAUAUAUACAAAAACAAUUAUUCACCUCAGUGUUGGUGAAAGUGGUGGGUAUUUACCUCGCCACUUUGCAGCUCAGGAAAUAUUCAGGACUAAUCACCUGCACUUUGGUGAAUAAUUAUUAAUAAAAAUGGAACUAAUGAUAUAGAAAGAAGGGAAAUGCACCAGUAGUGUUAUUUUAUUCCUAUCAUUAACCUCGGUUACCUCAAUAUUUGUUUCUACAGGUUACCAAGGAAAUCUGAUAUAGAGAGGUAUGCUGUGAAUAUAAUCUACAUGUGUAACAUGUGCAUCCUGUUUUAGUUAAAUAUGAUUUCUGGUCAAAAUGAUUUCAGACUAUGUUUAUUUGUAUUUUCAAUGACUGAUCUGUAAGGAACCUGGAAUAAAGAAAAAAACUCCAACUUUUAGUUGGAAAAUCAUUUUAAUCUGUAAGUAAACACCCAUAUAAAGGGUCAUGUGUUAAAAAGAAAAUACUAGAGAUAUGGGUAAUGUAGUCUCUUUCCAUGGAUUCCACAAUAAGUGAUUGAAGCUCUUGCAAAUUUCCAUUUUUUGCAGAAAAAUUGAAAUUGUGCAGUUUGCCAGUAAAACACGCCAGCAGUUUGUGCGUCUGCUUGCUUUAGUGAAAUGGGCAGCAAGUGCCGAAAGGGUCGACAAAUGCCAGGUUAGUUAAUGUUGUCAUGUCUUGUUGGUCUACUUGUUAACAUGUUAUGAUUAUGUGUAAAUAAAUAAAUAAAUAAAUAAAAUUUAAAUAAAUAAAUAAAUGUGUAUAUUAUAUUAACCCUUUCACUUGGAGAAGUGACAAAAGGAAUUUCUCCUUAGAUCAUAUACAACACACUGAGAGUAAUUUAAAGAAAACAAAACAAAACUAAUCAAAUAAAUGCAAAGACAAGGCAAGUGAAUUGAACAUUACAAGACAAGUUCACAAAAGAACAAACAACUGCCACAUGUUAUACUAGCAUGCAACUGUAUGUUGUACAAUUCAAGAAGAAUUACAUUACAAUGUACUUCAUAUCUAACCACUGUUUCAAUAUCAUUUCACAUUUCUCUGAAUUGAUGAUAACCUUAUUAAAUAGUAUUAACCCUGCCAAACUCUUAUUCCUAUCAGGCAAUCUCAACUAUUUUGGACAAACAGUCUAUGCUGUUUGUAGACACUGCAGACAUGCUGGCAAGAAUGUCCAGAGAAACUCUUGUAAAAGCAAGGUAAGAAAAAUUACUUUUUGUGACUUGGAUUUUGUUCCAGAAGCAAGCACCCAAUGAAGGAAAAAGUUGCCAUGACAAUGUUACCAAGAUGCAAUUGUUGCCAUUUACUUUUCAUUUAAUAACUUUGAUGUAUCAUUAUUUUAAAUAUAUAUUAUUUUCAUUUCGCUGUGUCAUGGUAUCUCUUCCCCUCUAACUUAGAGGAUGGUGUAAAAAAUAAUCUUCCUCACAACUGAUGUGCUCACUAUCCUGGUGUUUUAUAGACUACCCACCUUCUGUUUGCCAGCCGCAGUGGAUGUCCUGACUGGGGGGACAUAUCCUCGUCUUCCAACAUGUAUUAGGGUGAGCACAGUGAAUAUUUUUUCUCCAGUCAACAGAAGUUUAAUGUAGUUGUAUAAUGAAAGAAUGUCUGAAAUGAGCUAGAAUUAUCAAUGAAGUAGAGAUACAUUUACCUUUGCAUUAAAUGAUUUUUGGUUGAUUGGAAACUGUCCUGAAAAAGUUUAUAUAUUCCUUUUUUUUUCAAAUUGACAUUAUUGAAUAGAGAGUUAUGUUUUGAAAGAAUAACUGGGUAACUUUUAAUAUAUUUUUUUUUUCUUGCAGGAUAAAAUUGUACCUCCAGACCCUAUAACUGCUGUUGAAAAGACAAAAACACUGCAAAGACUAAAUCAAGUCAUUCAACACAGACUGGUGACUUCUAAACUACCACCUGAGAUGGGUCAGAUGAUCAUUGGUAAGAAAAAGGCUUCAGUCUGUGAUGCACAGUUUGUAGAAAUGUCUGUUGAUAUUCUCCUUUCCCUUUUGAAGUCAGAUUGUUUAUAUUCCCACCUUGGAAGGUGGGAGUAUUUGGAUCAGAGAAUUCUAGGAGAAUGGGUCACAAAGGGAAAGAAGGCUUCUUUCCCCAAAAUGUUAUUUAUAAAAUAUUCUCUGGCAGAUACUCUGAAUGCAAGCCAUUCAUUUUCCCUAUGUUGAUCAAAAACAACUUCAUAAUUUGCAACUGCUGAUGAGAUACACAUGUAUCAAAUGCUGUAGCGCACAUACAAGAUCUGCUAUUAUUUUUGGUUCUGAAAUUCAAUGCAAGGUGAUCAUGUCAUUGGAUUUGUUCUCGUUACCUUGCAGCUGAUGGGAGAGUAAAGUUCAGAGUGGAACAUGAAUUUGAGGUACUGUGUACUUGUCAUGAUGUGAUGUCUAUUGGAUAAUUUCUUGUUAACCUAAGGUAGAAGCCAUCGGGUUAAGCUAAGCUAACUGGUAUAGGUUUAAGCUGUAGCAGGAGCACAAGCAAUGUUCAGAGCCUUCAUAACUCACUGGAGGCAGUUUGGUGCCAAGUGGUCAGGACACUAGACUUGUAAUAAAGUGGUACCAGGUUCAAGCGUGUCACCCUGCCACUCACUGAAUUUCUUCUUGUUUGCCCUCACUUCAACUCGCUGGGUACGCUUUGUAUAUAGGCAACUGGUCUGCUUCCUGCUAGUUGGAAUUUUUAAACACGAUGUUUAUUUACAAUGUUUGCUUCUAAUUUCCUAGUAUUAGGCCUGGAAAGCCCUAUGCUGUGGUAUUAUAAGUAUAUGUUACAUACAUUACAAAAAACUUUGAAUUCAUUUCUGUGCGACUGAUAGCUUCCUUUGCACCAUUAAUCAUGUCCUUCAUUACAGGUGAUGUUAACUCUCAUGGGCGAUGACUCUUCCAUCCCAUGGAGGGUUUUAUCGAUUGACUUUUUGGUUCAAGAUAUGGAAACUGGUGGUAAGGUUGUUGAAUAUAGUAGAAAGUAUUAGUAAACUAUUUUUUUAUUGACAGUGACAGAUUUCGCUGAUUUAUUUAAAAUCUUAAGUAUGAUAUUUUUUUGUUAACAGAUGGGAAGUCACUUGUUCAUGUCCUUCAGGUAAAUUUUUAGUGUUACAGGAAAUACAUUUUUAUUUUUAUGGUUUUUUUAAUAAAUAUUAGUGAUAAUUUUACCCAUUAAGCACAAAACUGUAUACAGUAGAUGUACAUAAUGAUGAAGUUGUAUUUGUCUUUACCAUUGUGGCUUUUAUCACAGGCCCAAUAUAUUCAUCAGCUUGUGCAGUCAAGAUUGUUUGCAGAAGAAAAUCCACUAGUUGACUUGUACAAAUGUUUACGUAUCCUUUAUUAUAACUUGUGAACAUUCUUCCUAUUUUUGUUCAGUUGCCUGCUUCUUUUUAUUUGAUCAUAUUCUUUCUUAUGCAACUGUCUAAGUUACAUGUCGUGUAUCUCUACUGUAAUUAGUUAUACAUAUUCAUGACAAUGUUAGCACAUAAUAUAUACAAGGAAGCACAUAUACUGGAUCUUGAUGUCUUCAUUUCUUAUCUCUUCAUUUCUUUGGUCAAAAGUAUAAAUUAUAGAUGGAACAUUACUUCUAUUAAAACAAGCCUGUAAUGUAUGUAGCUGCUGGAACUAUCCUAGUUUCUUUAGCAUGGAUUGACUCAGUAUUUUGCUUUUCUUCCUUGCUGGGUGAAAGGCCCUCACAAGCUCACUCACAAGUUUUAAUGUGUAGUGCAUGUUUUCACUAAGUUGGACCUGGUACACUCACAGUUUGGUUCCUUAACAAUGUGUUUGCAGAUUCAUUUUGUCUCUCUCUUCAGUUGCAAGUUCUUCACUUUCAGGUUUGUUGCAUACAUUCCAUUUAUACAUGUUCUUUCUGUAAUAAUUACUUACUUCUUCAUUCACUUCUCUCAUUGCUACUCAAUAGGCAAAACAGUUGAUAGCUGAGCGAUGGGGAGAUAAUGUUCGUAUAGAAGAGUAUGCCAUUGGCAAAAAGCUUGUUGUAUCAUAUUGGAGGUAUGGCUAUCUUUUGAGUUGAAACCAGCUGGUGAUACUCUUACUGCCUUUUAUUGAGAUGUGCCUGCAGUAAAGUCUGUAGAGUCAAGUAAAGUCAGUAAAGUCUUUGAAAGACGUGUUCAAAUUUUCCCAAGAACUGAUAAGGACUACAGUCAGCUCCUCCCUGAUAUGCCUGAUAUUACGUCUCUUGCCGAAUUUAGGAAUUACCUUGGUUCAGUAGCUUAAUAAGAGCAUGUCAAUUUGUAUACUUAACUUUUAAUAUUGUAUCGUAAUUAUUGUAAGUUGCAAUUUUUACUUUUGCAUUUUGUAAGUGGUUGGUGUGUUACCUAACUGGCUUUUACCGACCUAAUUGAGAUGAUUUGCAGUUGUUGUUGAUAGGAGACACUAAACUUUGUCUCUUUUUCAAUUUGUGUGAUGGUUGUGAAUUGACAGGACAGGUUUAUGUGGUAGAAAAUGGAAAAUGUUUCUAUAAAUUUUGGUCUUUUUAAAAUGCUAACUAUUUUUGAUGGAUCAUAUUUUACAGAAAUAAAGGUUCAGUUCAACAAGGUCAGAAAACAGGCAAGUUGUUGACUGUUGUGCAUUUGUGAUGUGCUUUUCAUUUAAUUGGAAUCUUAUACUGGUUUUCCAGGCUCCUUUUCACCUCCCCCAUUUUCAUUCAUUGCAUUUUCUAGCACUGCUCCACCAGCCUGAAUCCAGCUGAGACAAAGUUAAUGAAUUAACAAUCAAUAUUUCAUAAAUAAGCAUAACUUCUAAUUAUUAUGUUCUUUUUACUGCAGGUCAUAAAAUAAGUAUAUGUGGGGAUGCUAUUGAUGAACCAAGCAGCCUCUGUGUCCAACACUCACCAGCUCUUCCCUUUGAGUUUAAUCAGGAUUGCAUCUCUAAAGUCACUGUAAGCUCAGAAAUAUCAUUUCAUUUACUUGGUGAUCCAUUGUACAGUCGAGUGCCUAGUUGUCAAGCCUUGACAACUAAAUGGUUUAAAAAAGAAAAGGGCACCGUCAGUCUCAGAGGCUUGGCAGCUAAGCAUAGUACUCUAAAAUGAGCCUUUGUUUUCUAGCAUGAACCAGUAGCCACUACAAAGGAAGGAUUUUUAUUCAUUCUUUGUUUUGUUCUUGUUAUCAGCCUGGUGACCUGUACAUAGAAAAGCUCCUGACACUUACUAUAAAAGCUCAGUCAAACGUGAAGCUUAAGGUAAUGAAAAGGUGAAAUUGUUACAUGCUAUUACCAAUCCUUGAUUGUGUUGCUUAUGGAGGUUGAUUUCAAUGGCUCAAGCAAGUUUCAUUAGUGCAUACCUACGUUAUCAUCUUUUUUUUUUAACCCAAAUUAAGAGAUAUGAUUCAAAUUUUUCUCUGCUAUACAGUUUUUUUAAACAAGCUUUUAUUUCCUUCAUCUUAUCUUGAGGUAAUAGACCCUAUGCUUAUAUCCUUAUAAAGGUAAAUACAAAUUAAAGUAGUUUGAAAUAAGUGAGGAACAAACAUAUUUGAACUAGAGCAUGUCCAUAGUGUAUGUAACUACAUGAAAACCAUCUUUGAAAUGUGCAUUGUAGGGAUUACUUCAGAUGUUGACACAGGAUUCAUCCUUGAAGUCCAGAGGUAUGCAUUAUAACCGCAAACGCUAAUAACUCGUAUCCAACUGAACAAAUGAAGGGAAUCAAACUAUAGAACACAUAGUCAGAACGCGCUGUCAUAACACAUUGUUGAACAAGGUAACUGAAAAUAACAAAAUUACUAACACACGAAUAGCAUAAAAUAACUUACAAUGUCCGUAAUGAAAAGUACUGGACAAUGACAAAGCGAAAUAAACGAGGAAACUUACAAGACGAAUGUGACCAAAACCCAAAAGACGAAAAGAUGAAAACCGAAGCAACUAGACGAUACGUUCCGCAAACUAGGAAAGACAGCUAACGAAAUAAAUUACGCGCCAACAGAAUAUAUACGAUAUGCAAAUAAAUAUAACAAGUACAAAACUGGUAACUGUCAAAGGAAACUAAUGAAGACGAAAAACUAAACACCUAACACGAAACUAUGAACCAAAAAAUACAUUCUUGCGCCUACAUGUAUAUUUCGCUGGUCUAGCACAUACGUGUACAUGUACAUUUACAUUGUGAGAGGUAAGGUGAAGUCUGUACUCGAGCCUAUUGGUCCAUCCAGCCGAAGCUUAUUCCAGUUUCCAAGGAGCAUAAGGCAACUCCGGGUAUUACUACUCCCCUUACCCCCGAGCAUUUCAUUAGGCUUCCCUUACAAAUCGUCAGUACCCAUUUAUACUUCUGGAUGGGGAGAGGCACUCUGAGAGUAAAGGGGGUAAGUUUCUGAAGAAACUGUGGUGCUGCGUUGGUGGGAGAGUAUAGCAAGGUAAUUUAGUAUUAUCAAUUCAGUUGAUAAUGUAAAUUGGCCACAGUAAAGAGUUAAAAAGCUGUCGUUUCGAGCGUUAACCCUUCGUCUGAGCAAAUGGAGGAAUUGUGUGCUUCGCCUUCGAACAAAACACAUUGACUUGGCCAGGUCUCGAACCCAAACCUCUCGACUUUGAGUCCAGUGUACUGACUGUUAUAGACCACUACGACUACCACUGCCCUAGCUCAUGAACUGCACACAGAAAAUAAUAUUAUCACUGCAUAUCAACUAUGAAACUACUUUACAAGUUUUUUUUCUUUUGUCACAGUCACGCUGGAUGACUUUUGCCCAAGUCUUGUGAUACAAGUUAUGCCUAACUCCACCCCUGCAGAGAUUCUGAUUGUCACGGUUGGAAAGAGGAAUGGAAUUUUUCAAGUGUCACUGGGUAAUGGUGAAGGUGAGAUUAACGUUUGGUGCAAAACCAGUGAGCCUUUUCAGAUCAGACACGUAAGUCGCCAGGAAAAUUAAUGAAAAAAAAAAUACCAAAAAGAAAACAAAAAAAGGGAAGAUCUUUUCCGAUAUCACUCAUUGUACAAGUGAUCAUACCACUGCACCAUCCUUAACGAUAUCAUAGGAAUAAAAUGUUGUGGUUGUUAAAAGUUGCUAAGAGAGUGUUCUGUUGGGUAUAUUUUCAUGUUUUACAAAGUAAUGAAUGUCCUUGAUUUACAAAUCUCUGUUUCUCUUUGUUUAUUUUCCUCUGUAGACAAUGCUGUCUGUACAGAGCUUGAAAACACAUUGAACGUAAAUUUGGAUCAAUUUAUUACUGUGUUAAGAGAUGCAAGGUAUGACAUUCAAUUAUCACCCUGGUUGUUGCUAUCACAGCUGCUGCACCAAAGCAGCACCACAAUUUCUUCAGAAACUCAGCACCUUUAGUCAGUCAGCUAACCAGUUAGUCUGUCUCAGUCUGUCAGCUAGCUCGUCAGUCAUUCAGUCAAUCUGACAGUCAGUUAGUCAGUCAUUCAAUUAGUUACAUACUCAAUGCUUACUUCUGUAUCAGUUUUCAAUGCCCUACGGUUUUCGUUUACAGAUGUCAGCUGUAUGUGCAGAGAUACAUGAAAUCCACAGUUCAUCUUCCCGUCACUGUCUCCUUGUCUUUACCGGUAGUGAACUUAGCAGAUCACAAAUUGUCCCAGCUCAGCAAACAUAAACUUUACAUCCAGUUCCGCCGCCAUCCAUCUUACUGUCUGGUUAGUGAUUUCUAUUCCAAAAUAAAAUGUUGUCUUAGUAUAUUGGGAUGCUUUUACGCUUUUUGGGGAAACGGUAAAUACAUGAAUAAAUACAUAUUGGCUUGUCGCUCACACGAAAUUCUUGCGUGGUGCAAGCAGUUGCAUAUACAGUUGUAGUUUGUCGUUCUUCCUCGAACUCAGGUUGCAACUCAAAGGAAACUUGUGAGAACCGUUUUGAAAUUUAACAUUACCAACUCUUUGAAGAAACCUUAGUGCCUUAGCUAUAUAAGGUGCGAAACCAACUAAUGAUAGUUAUAAGCCGAAAAGAGACAUGGGUUGUUCAAGUUGCUCAGCGCUGACACAGAUAGCGCGUUAUCACAGAUCGCGCAUUAACACAGAUCACGCGUUAACACGAAUCGCACUCAAGGCAAAUCACAACAAAUGAAAGUAGUCUUCACUUCAAUUUAGGUGGUCGAAGUACUUUGUAACAAAGAUUCGGAAGAAGCCACCACAAAGUAUCAUCUCUUAAAAGUAAAACCUACGUUUGGCGAUGAAGCAAAUGAGGCGAGCGCAUCAACUGACACAGGCAGUGGAGAUCAAAAACCCAAACGAGUUGAGGUCAAGAAAGAGGGAAGAAAGAGCCAAGAUCGAACAAGACAAAGCUGCGAUGGAACAAGGAAUGCUAUAGCAGAGAAUAAUAAGAGAAGACGCGCAAUCUUCUUGAUUGCUGGUCACAUGGUCACCUUGAAUGCGCAAAAAAUGACAGAUUACGCUGGGACACCGCUUGAAGGUAAAACAUGGAAAGACUUGCGGAAUUGUACUUCAAGGCCUUUUUAUUCGACAGGAACCGAAGGAAACACAAAAUAUUGAUUCAAUAAAAUAAAGAGACACCAAAUUAUAUAAAGUAAGAGCAAAAGGAACGUGGAUGGCGCGGUUAGUGUGUAAGGGGUUAAACACACACAAGAAAAUAGAAAAUAGUCUUUGGAAACUGGAUCAAUACCAUAACAUAUGAUAUGCUCGAUCCUAACACUCUCUUCUUGUUCUCAAAGUAACACAAUUUUUGUAUAUCCCUUUCAUUAUGUCUUUUCUGGAAGGCUAUCUUGUAAUCUUGCUAUUUUGUUAAUUUAUUUAUUUAUUCAUAUAUAUAUAUAUAUAUAUAUUUUUUUUUAUUCUUAUUGAAAUUACUCCAACUAUUUUUAUUUGUUUUUCAUGGCCCAAGCAGGUUUUCAUUCCAGCCGUAAAGACGAUGAAGGAAAAAAACGAAAGGUAAAUGUUCCUUAAGUGUUGGUUUCAUACCAAAAACAUAUUUUUAGUCAUGAUUUCGACAAUGUUUGUAUCGUCAACCCCAGUACCUCCUUAGGAAUUCAUCUUUUCGAUUUCGCAAAUGAAUUUCGCAUGUUUUGGCUGCUAAGGUUAUCACAAGAACCAGUCAAAAGAGAGGAAAAUAUGACACGGAGCUAAUUAGAACUCAGAGCCAAGUGUCUCAUCCAAGAGCUGAACAGAAUGACAAGACGCUGCCUCAAAACUGGAAUUCUAGCACACGAACGUCGGCUCCAUUACGUCUUCUACUCUUGGUAGAAGAUGGAUAUGUAAACAAAAAUGUUGUUUGCCGUUUGUCUUAUAGCUCGACUCUUCAGAGGAAGAACUCCAUGGUAAAAAGAAACAGAAGAGCUUAAAAGAUGUUUUAGAAGAAGGAAGAAAUAACUCUACUUAUCAACCGACAAUGGGUCAUGUGGUUGCUAUUUGUCACGCAAGAAUACCAUUCAUUCAGCUCCGCGAAGAGGUAAGUUCACUUACACUGAUAUUUCUGGAUUAGAUGAAACUCCUCAGAGAAAAGUAAUAACCUGUAACAUAAAAAGAAUCACGGGUUAUAAUUAUUAUUACGGAUUCGGUUUUUCCUAGAUCCGCCAAAGGUUAGUUCCUGCAGAGAAACUAAUUCCGCAAAUAAGACUUUGCGAAAAUUUACUUCAAUCCGUCACUGGAAAACACUGCAUGCGAAUGAAGAGUCAUUUUGAAGUCGGACUCACUCGAAAUAAUCAUCUUCGAAUUGUCCACUCUGUAAUUCCUCUUUGCAUUACUUAACGGGUUCGGAAGUUUGAAAAUAUUAUGUUUUUUAUCGCGUUGAAGUUCUGCUGCUUGAAAUGAAAACAGAAAAAGAUGUUUCCAAGCAGAAAUGUCAGUGAUCUCGAACUGCUAACACAAAAAAUAUUUCCAACCCGCAAAAUGAAACUCUUUCAAAUCGUCAUGCUAAACGGUAAUUAUCUUUAUGUUUCCUUUUACUUUUUUUUCUCUUUAUCUCUCUUUGUUAUUUCUCUUUUUUCUAAUUUUUACCUUGUUUAUUUUCAGCUGAGCCGACAUAAGAUUAUCGACCAAGACCUGACGUCAGAGGCUGGAGUCGGGUUAGCUGUCCGAUUGUCUAACCUACCCCUCCCUAGAGACUGUGACGCGUCAUUGGUUCCAGCCCCACAGCCAAGUGUCUUGGAGUGCGUGCUGAGACUUCCUGAUGAGUCACAAGGAACCUGUCUCCUGGAAAUGAUUAUGGAUAAUUGUCCACUAGAGGGACUGUCAGCGAACGAAAAGGGCCCCACCCGGCAUGUGUUGUUUGAAUAUAAAAUUCAGGAGGGGAAGGCUCACAACGUCAAUAACAACAAGGGUGGAGAAGGUGACAAUGAUUGGGCAAAACUUGUGGUUGGAAAGCUUUUGAAUGAUUGGUAUAGUGUUUGCAAGUUGUACCGACAUGCCGUGGAACUGGAUACUUUUCUUAAAGGUUGGUUGAUCUUUCUGAUUUAAUAUUGCUGUAUAUGAUUGAAUGUCUUGGUAGCCUCAAACCAAAUGGUUUAAUUUCGAGAGGUGGAAACGUUUUCGUGUGUUCGUGCUUCCUGUCGAAAGCGUUAUGUUCAACUUAUUUUGCUGGUUUGUUUGACAGAUUCACAAAGCCAUUUUCGUCAUAUGUGCCGUGUUUAUUCUUACGACUACAAACAGCUGACACUACAGUACGACCCUGAUAAACAAAGUUUGGUAAGUAAUGAAUGAUAAGACCUAAUUUCCAUACGAUAAAUGGUGAUCGUUUUUUUCGCCCUCUUUUCACAGAAAAGCGUCUUAAAAUUUGAAGUAACUUUUUGCGCUGUACAAAAAUUACUUUAAAGUAGAGAAGGACCUCAAAGUGCAAGUCCGAUAAGACUGACAACUAAAUAAAGAAGAAAGAAAGAUAUGUAAGGAUGGAGAAGAAUCAAACGGAUCUUCACUAAUAAUUUCGCUAAUUUUUCUCACGGUGUACUAACCAUGACGUAUUUCGUUUUUGGAAACCCUUUCAUGUAAUAUGUUGUUUUGUAUCCUCGUUAUCUCUCGUAGGUGACUUUCGAAUGGUCUGUGGAGCAGUCUCAGUUUGUUUUGACAUUGGGGUAUUGCGGCUCAAGUCUGAGUGCAAAUCCACAGAGUUACACCGCCAGGCAUCUACAACAAGAGUUCAACAAUCAUCAGAAUCUGCCGUAUAUUGUACAGGUAUUAAACUGAUCUCCACGUACCGUGAAUUUUAGUCAAUGAAUUAUUGGUUAUUCUAGUCAAAAUGUUUUCGAUUAGCAGUUUUGUUUCCUGUAAGGGAAUGCCAGGAAGAUUAAUUUUAACAGAAUUUUUGCCUUUUCUUAUGAUUGAAGAUCGUUAAAGGAGAAUGCUCCGUCCAUGUUUAAGACCCGAACUCCUUCCUUUAAAAAGUUGGGCGGGGCGCGUAGCUUUAAGGAACAGUGAGAUUGACCCGAACUCAGUGGGUUUUUGUCUUGGCCAAAGUUAUUGUCCUGUUUUCUUGGACAUAACAGGGGUCUCUCAUUGAUUCUCUCGUAACCUAGACUACAAGAAGUCCCUCUUUCCCAUCUUGGUCUGUCGCGCGAGUCGGUGUUAAGCAAAAACACACCUACAAAACAAACAAACAAACAAACCGCGAAUGAUCUGUCGGCGCUCAAUCACCUAGAGAGAGAGGCUUGCGGCGACGAAGGACUAAUCUUAGUCUAUUCUGGCGAAACCCUGGCUGUUCUUUUAAAUGGGAAAGCACAUUAUGCAGAACGAGUUGCGAUGGUGGGCGUUUGUUUUCACUCAAAUUUAACUAUCUUCCUGUCUGUCUUUAGAUUCUUCACGAAACGUUUCGACCACUCUCGGCCCUAGCAAAACUCAGUAGUAAGCCAGUUCUUGGUAUACAUAUCUAUGUAAGUAUAAAUCUUCACUUUCAUAAAUUUUGCCUUUGGAGAAAAAUGCGCAUGCGGCUGAGUGAUUCUAAAAUAACGCGGUGGCUUAGUGGAAAGCGUGCUUGACUCUGGAGCGAAAAGUCUGAGUUAAGUAGUCUCGUUUGUUACUUUGGGUUUUCUUCUCUCUUUGACGUUUAUUUCUCUUAUGAUAUAUUAUUUCAGUGUUUCCUUCUAUAUUCAACCUGAGUUGUUUUCUACUCGCAAUUUUUUUUCUUUAACAGCGACCUCUCACACCCUUGAGGAAGUUUACCGUUCUCCCCCAGUCUUCCUCACAUGUGCUGCUCGUCUACAGAAACAGGUAUCCUGCACAAUUGGCUCUCAUAGUGCAAAACACGGUGAAUUACAAAAUCGUUUUUCCUAUUUCCCAUUUCCUCUUCUUCUUCUUUUUUUUUUUUCGUCACGCACACAAAGUUAUUCUCGCACGAUAGUGGUUAUCAAUUUCUUUACUCUCUCAGUAGACUGAAUGAUCAAGGCUCCUGUCGCGCUGAUUCUCGAAAUGUGCGUGCAAAAUUUAAAAUAUAUCGUAACACGUUCUUAACUUUCUCUCUUCCUUAAUAGUAACGCUCUGGAAAUUCGUUUUCAAGCGAAGAAUCUUGUUGCCAUAAGAGGUAUGACUAACUCUCAACAAAUUUCUUGAAUGUCUUCUAUUGAUUGCGAUUGUAACAGCAAGAGAUCCUAACUCGUAUCAUCAACAAACAAACAAACAGCCCGGGAUUUUUGUUCGGGAAAAGCAAUAAGACCCAGUCUCACCUAUCUGGUCUAUGAUUGUGCAGAUGAAUUUUGAUCGCAUUUCCGUAACUAUUGUCAUUUUUUCAGUUUUCUCGCCACAAAAAGAAACUACAGCGGUUGUUGAUUCCGUUUAAAACAAUUUUUGCUUCUGAAAAAAAGGCCUUUCAUGUAACUUUUCUGUGUUAGUCAGUAUUGAUGUUUAUACAGUUCUCGAAGUAAUUGUGCAUUUUUUCUCUUUUUAUCAGAUGCCUUCUACAGUGUGGUGGAUCCAAGUAAGGGCAGAGGAUUUUUUCCGCCAAUCCCAAAUUUGAAGGUAUGUUUGUGCCUUUCUAGCCUAUGUUUUGUCCCUGUUAAAAGACAGUGAAGAAAAAGAUAAGUGGCAAACUUCAUGCGACGACAUUAACCACUAUAAAGACAAGAGAAAUUCGUAGAUCAUUAAGCUGACCUUCCCUUUUUGUUUCCUUAACAGAUCUUUCUUCAAAUGUACAUAGACGAUGUUGCCAAGACCGGAGGAAUCACUUCCCGUAAUACUUCAACCGCAGACGACGAGGCCCCUCCCUCGCCUAUUACCAUGGAAACGGACGCACCUGUGAUUGAAGCACAGUUUACGUCACCACAGCCGGUGCCUGGCACCGCAAAUCUUACCGCAUCACCCAUGAUCCCUCGCACCUCGCCCCAAGCCCCUGCUGCCUCGGUCAAUGUGCCAUCGCCAUUUUCUGCGUCGCCGAAUGUUCAUAGUCCGGGUAAUAUCUAUGGUGUUGGUUCUCCAGGUGAAUUAUUUUGAGAUAUUUCUGAACAAUAAUCUUUGCGCAAAAAAUUAUUUUUGUAUUCUUUUCCCUCUUGAUCUGACCGACUCCACAUAGUCCAAUUCUGUUUGGCAAUUGUUAAUGUAUGGGGCAGGAUUCUUUUUUAUUGUUUUCGGAGCUCAUUUGCAGAAUGGUUAUGCCAAUUUCCUUGAUUUACAAUCCUUAAUUACUUUGGUGAUAUACGAAAGGUGUGCAUUUUCGUUCAAAAACUAAUUUUUUUACGGAAAACUCGGAAAAAUUUUUGCCUCCUAUGUACGAGCAAUCAAAAUUUGUCACAGUAAAUUUACUUGAGGGAAUUGUUUAUUUGGAAAAAGCUCUUCAGUCUUCCUUGAAGGGAAGAAAAACAGGAAAUAAAGUGUUAACUCAACUAAAAGUUAUUAUUAUUGCUUACUGCUGGGUGGCAGAUGUUCUGAAAAAAGAUUUGGCAGGGAGAGAUAUUUCAUUAUGUAUUCUCCGUGUUAUAUUGAUGUCUUAAAAUUUAAAACACAAAUGGUUGGUGCUUGUAUGUGCAAAUUUGCGUCAAGCACUAUUGUUAUAAGCCUAAUUGUAAUUAGUUAGCUAAUGAUUUUAAUUCAUUUGUAAACUAUGCCCUGUAAACUAAGCGUCUUCUCCAACUGCGGUACCUAAAUGCAACAUAUCUUGCCCUUCCAUCACUUUCUCCUUCAAUACAAUUUUUUUCGUUCAUUCAAUUUUCAAAGAAUACAUCGCUUCUUUUUACUCCUCUUUACUCUUCAAACUUUACUUUUUCUUAUCUUUACUCUCGCUUUCCCCUUUUUCUGGAAUAUGUCUUUCACCAUACAUGUUUGUGCAUUUAAAAAACUUUUUUUUUCUGUUUAUUGUCUGAUAAAUCAGUAAUCGUCGACAUUGCAGUCGACGCACAGAUCUGACAUCGUCUCUGUUUGCUUUCUUUAUCGUUUUUUCUCGUUCGGUUCGUUCGUAAAUUAAUCAACAUCCAUUACGUUUUUGUCUACAUUGAUGCCUGCACCGUUCAGUGGCUUCUCUUUCCACUAAUUCUAACUUCGCCUCGAUAUCAGCUGGCUGUUAAAUUAAUGAGCAAAUGCCUUAAAUUUAGAAAGAUGCAAACGACGAUCAGUAAAUGGAAGCAAAGACAACAAUUUUUAUUUUCACAGGUUUUCACUUUUUUGUCAUUAAAAAAUUCGGAAAUAUUCAGAAGGACGAAUUCACCUUAAAAAACGAAGCCUUGGCUAAAGGAUAAACAAACAAACAAAAAAACAAAUUGAGAGAACAGUAUUUUUCGAAAUGAAACAGGAUGAUUGGAAUCAGUUAAUAAAGGUGCCUCAAGAACCACGGUCAAACUCAAAACGAGGGAAAGGUUUUGAUUCCGUUAGAACGAACCGUCUUCUUUUUAAGUGUGGUCAUGUCCGUCUUUGGGACGCACAAACAUCUCUCUGUUUCUGAACCACAGCUGCUCAGCUCUCGGCUCUUCUACAGCCUUCGCCGGCAGCACCUCAAAGCUUAGCCCCGUCUCCUGCCGGCUCUCUCGGUCUUCCAGUGCUGUCUCCGGCUACCAGUCACCAGUUUGUCACUCCGUCAUUAGGCGGCUCUUCUCCAGCUCUCUCUCAUUCCAUCCCUGUUACGUCACCAGGGUCGUGGCCCAUGUCUCCACAGUACACUGGUAGCAGCCAGGGUUCCAAGUACAGGUGCGUAUUUAAGGUUGCUCGUAAAUAAACCCUUGUAUCUAUUCUCACCAUGAGAGACAGGUACUUGACGUCAAGAAGGAUCAUCCAGUCUCUUGAAAAGGUGCGACUCUUUUGGAAGGCCUCUCUGGUGGAACUGUGAAAAAAUUCCUGAAAUUAAUCCAAGUCUUAUUUCAACUUCUGUUACUAAGCAGUAGCGUCACCCUGUCGGAAUGCGCUAGCACUGAGAUCUUUGAAACUUUUUAGACACGGAAGAUUGUAAUUGCGAAAUUUUGCGCACAUCGGCUGAGAACUUAGAAACGUGCCAGUAUUUUAUAUAAAUUGGUCCUCAGUUGCAGACAGCGGCCCUUAAAAAACUCGUAGUGCUGCUUUCAACAUAGGCUUGGUUACCAGUAGCUCUCCCGGUAUGGACUUGCGCUGCUCUCCCGGUAUGGACCUGCGCUUCGAAAGGAGAGCAGUGAAAAUCGAGCUUACAUGCAGUGGUUCUUUUCUUAAUCAGCUUACGAGUAAAACGUGGAACAAACAAGUGUCUCUGAAGGUUCCUAGACAAUCUCAGAGUCUGAUCGCGUGGCUGUCUGAAAGCACUCACUUAUUUGGUUAUCUUAAGAGUUGAAAUUAUCUCAUUUGCGAUCGUUUUUAUUAUACCUUGAUUCACCCAGGCCCUCUCCAACUCCCCAACCAAUGCAAUCAGGGAGUGGAUUAAAGCAACCAACCACUCCACCUCGACCGCUGACUGCAAGAACGUGGGCUGCUACUGUUCCAACAAUACUGUCUCAUAAAGCGUUGAUCAAAUUGUGUACCCCAGUCCCCGUGCCUUGCUCGGUCAGGCACGGCCCACCGGUCAUGGUAUCUCCGUUGGAGCGGUUCCUGUGCUGCAUGCAUUUAAAACGGCAUUUAACGCGGUGCAUCCAAGAUGAAUUGUCCACCAAAGUUAGUAAUUGAUAAGUUAUAAAUAUGGAUUAAAUAUUGGUGGUUUUGAUUUGGAAAUUUACACUACUUAAACGCACGGACAUGUGCGUUAUUCUAUCGCAUUGUUUUAGUUAUGCAUUCUGUCAGUCAGUAAAGCAAGAGAGUUUGAAAGUCAUUUACAGAAACAGUCAGUUGGUGAGAUCAGUCAGACCGUAAUUUAGCUACCUAGCGAGGCAGUUAGCCAGUCAGUCAUUCAUUUACUCGGUCAGUCAGUCAGUUAAUCAGUCAGUCAGUUUGUCUGUCCGUCAUUUGGUCUGUAAGUCAAUCAAUCAAUCAGGCAGAGUUAUUCUAUCAGUCAAUUCAUCUGUCAGUCAGUCAGACAGUUUGUCUGUUUGUCAGUUACUCAGCUAGUCAGUAAGUUAAAAAGUCUGUGUGUCAGUUGGUCAGUAACUGCGCUUGUCGGUCAUUUUUUACAAUUAUACGCUUUCAUCUACUUGUCAUGGCUGUCACCAUCAAGUUAGCUUUAAGUGUUUCGUCCAAUUAUUUUCCCACAGCUAUCUUUACUAAGGAAUGAACUUACUUUGGCGUUCAAAACAACCCAACCAACGACAAACCUGCAGUACUUUGUCAGUACUGAUCCAUCAUACACAGCGCUGCGACUCAGUGCCAAGCCUCUACCCGGUCAAGGUACGAACUGUAGUCCAUCAGACGCCUUCUUGUACUCGUCAUGAGCAAAGCUGGUCCCAACUUUUCACGACACUCUUUUGAAAAUGGCUCUUAUAUCGUUCCUCUUAAGUACGAGCCCAUCGCACCUUAACCACCCUAAGGGCGUAGCAGGGGUAAGGGGGCCCAGGGAUGCCCGUGACCCCUUCUCCCCCCUUGCACCCCCCCUUUUGUAACCCUUUUUUGUCGCGUUAAGUAAAACACGGUGUGGAGGACAUGACAAUAUAACGAGUACCCUCUUUUUGAUAUGAGUAACCCCCCCCUCCACCCCCUUCGUUUUGUCGGUUUUCGAAUUUGUAUUAAUCUUACAACUUUCCUUUCUAGCAGAAUUUUCCUGGAAAGAUGAACUAAGUACUCUUGAGAGAUUCUUUGAAACAAGGGUAUGUUAUCAAAAUUAGCGUGAACUCUUUGUAUAGCUUUUUUCUGUAUUUGAGAUUCCUUUAACUCCUAAGAUUUGGGUGUUAAUUCUCCCCUUUAGCUGCGACACAUUUCAUUGUAAGUUAGUCAAGAGAAUUUAGUGUGAGAUAUAGAUAAGAACUUCUACCUGAUGAGUUUGAGUUUUCUCAUUAACUGUUUGCUGGGUAAUGUAUGGAUAUUAUAGAGAGAAGUUACAUUUUAAUCACUUCUGGAAUCAAAAGGGUCAACUAGAUGGCAUAGAUUUUCAUUUGAAUUUGUUUUCUUUGUUUGAUGUGUGUUUCUCAUUGGUUUAUUUUUGUGUGCACAUUCUUGAUUUUUCCAACUUGUAUUCGAUUGUUGUUUGUGGUAGGUUGUUCCUCUCUGCUGCUAAUGUGUCUAUGCGAGCUUGAAAUUGAAAUUGCGUUUGUUGUCUUUCCUUCAGGUGGCCUGUCCUCCUUACAAGACCAGUGCUUUAACAGCGUUCGCUCGAAUUCUGUGCGCUCCAGCCAACAUACUCCGAGACUGUAUCAAGAUUAUGAAAUUGGAACUGGUAAGCGCUUCGUCUGUUUCUUUUUAUUCAAUUUUUCCGUGCCACCAUCAAGCUUACACGGGUCUCCAAUUGCUCAGUGAGUGAGAUCCUAUUAAAAGUCCUUACUUUCGACUUAUUAGAUUAAAAUGUUAUCUUUGAAGCAAGAAAUGUAGGCUUAAAAUCUCACCAUCCUCACUUCCCUUGAAAUCCGAAUCCAAAAGGUUUGGACUCUCGUCUUUUGAGGUUAAGUUGAAUGUACAAGACUCAUCCAAAUGAUCUUGUUUAGCUUAGACAAGUACUUAGAAGAAAGUUACAGGCCCCUCUCCAAUUGGGAGCUCUCGAAAUUCUGUUGCACGAUUGUGCUUGUGUUUCUGAACUGAAAAUACCCAACUGAUGUUGUGUGGACCCUUUUUCCGCAGAAUCAUGAUCCAAACGUGUUGAAAUGGCGCGUAGAAUGGUGCCUCAGUAUACCCCCCAACGGACCUGAGAUUGCGCCUCCCGGAACCCCAGCAGUGGUCCUGAAAGGGAAAAUGUUGUUCUUUGUAAGUUGAUUUACCUUGGUCCGCGUUUAAAAGUUUGAACAAAUAUUACGGUCUUGCAACUAGAGUGGAUCUAACAACACAAUCGCCCUAUUUACGAAGUCAACAACUCGUUUGAAUUUGCAAUUGAUGUCCAGCAAUCGGGAGAAACCACCCUUGAUUUAUUUUGUUGAUUCAUGUAUUUAUUUUUGUCAUAUCUCUUUGGUUUUUGUCUUUCCCGGCAAACGAAAAAAAGGGUUGUAGUUAUUUUAAAGUAAACUCUCUUGAAUGUUAAAAGUGGCUUAAACCGUCCUUUCAUUCUUUCUUUAACUUUCCCUUUUUGUUUUCUGUAGAUACAACUUAGCAGGCCUAUCCCGUCAUCCCCAACAGGCGAAGAGCAAAUAGUUACAGUUCCCAUUCUCUACGACAUACAGAACAACACAACCCAGCAGGCUGAGAUGCCGUCGCGUCCAGCUCUUUCCGCCGGCUCGGUCAUGAGUUCCAAUCAUGCUGCCGUUGUGAAUUCAACCUUGAGGCGGUGGAACGAAAUAACACCAAGAACAGGCGAGUUGAUAAAAAUACAAUUAUAAGGUUCACGGAUUCAGAAAAGGCAACUUGUCUUAGUUGACUUCCUGUCUAAAAUCGUGAGCAAAACAGGCUAACGAAGAAUCUUUUUUUCACAAAUUUAUUGUAAUGAAAACCUCUUUUUUCUGUUUAAUUUUGGUCCGAUUAGUUUUGGGGAUUUCUGCAUCCUGUACCAUUACGCUUUUAGGCAGUUAUUCUAAUUCAUACGUCCACGAUAUGACUGGUUUGGAAGUUACUCUCAAUUGUCGUAAAAAUUACCCAAUCUAACCUGAAUUGAUGGUAAGAGAAAAUUACCCUAAAAAUGUUUCAGUUGCGUGAGAUCAAGAGUGACCAGCAUCUUUAAGGAAAUGAUCACCAACUGUAGACAAUCUUGAUUGUUGAAUAAAUUCUCUUUCUUAGCGCCUUAGGAAAUGUAUAGAGAACAGUAUGGAGAAUAUGCAUAUUGAUGUAAAGAGUUAAGCACAGCAUUUGCUUCCUUGGGAACAUUUCAUGUUCUUUUAAUUACAUCUUAUCUGUUUUACAGGUGAAUGUACCAUAUUUUCAGCGGUGUUUGAGCUCGCCCGGAACCUUGAUAUUCCUCUGUAGACAACAAUUAUUUAUUGGACGAUAAAACAUUGUACAAUUUUUAUCCCGUAAAAAAACUGACAAAGUCAAAAACUUUAACACUAUGGAUUGAAAACAUGAUAUUGAAGCUCUCUGUUGUAGUAUUAAACCUCGGCUCAACUCUUGUGGACUGUAUGUAUCUGUUUUCCUUGAGCAAAUUUAUCACUCUCCCUGCGAAACUUUUUGGGCUGCAAUAUUAAUGCUCUUUGGGAGGGCACAAAAACGGCAUCCCUAAACUCAGCCCUUUAAUUUUGUUUGAAACAAUUUGGUGAGUAACACCGCAUAGUUGUAAAACCAAGACAAUAAAAACCAAACUGAAUG